Molecule: messenger RNA, 6515 nt
Organism: Osmerus eperlanus (European smelt)
Lineage: Eukaryota; Metazoa; Chordata; Actinopteri; Osmeriformes; Osmeridae
Exons: 25
Coding region: 504-5627 (1707 amino acids)
Biological process (GO): negative regulation of transcription by RNA polymerase II
Cellular component (GO): nucleus
Molecular function (GO): DNA (cytosine-5-)-methyltransferase activity, acting on CpG substrates; DNA binding; protein binding
Source: RefSeq, a predicted model, not a curated record
UCCGUGCCACUUCGAGUUACUAUUACUGACAAAGUAGUAUGUGACAAUUUUACGCAUACUCUAUGCAAAAGUACGUACUUGGUCAACUGCAGUACAGGUACUAAUGUGUACGUAUGCGCUUCGGGACGCAACCACUGUUUGAUGCGUCAACUUUUAGCAAGGGACUUAUUAGUUGGCGAAUGAACGCAGUCACAGCUCUCUUCCACGGCGAGCAAAAUGUACACUGAAUCCUUCGUGCGACUUCAGUCCGUUUUGGCUAUAAUGCUACGCUAAGAUAUGCACAAUAAGCUGGUGUUUUGGAAAUACUCACUUGUCCACGCUCGAUGGAAAGUCUUAGACGGUUCUCAUUUUUGCGUCCUUUUAAUAAUACAUAUAAACCGUGACGCAGAAAGUGUUUACACUGUUGGAUAAGUACUGCUCUGCUUUCUAAAACCUGUAGCCUGCAGUAGUCUACAGUUAUAGCGUAACUGUUGUUCUGUUGACUGACGCAGACAGACUGGGAGAUGGCAGUCAACUGUCAGCUGAAGCCUGGAGCGAAACACAACCGGUAUGAGCUGUUGGCUUGGCUGAACGCUUCUCUACACACACGCUUCACCAAGGUGGAGCAGACAUGCUCAGGUGCUGCAUUCUGCCAAAUGAUGGACUGGCUGUUCCCUGAUUCUGUGGACCUGAGCCAGGUCAAGUUCCUGCCCAGACAUGAAGAGGACUCUCUCCAGAACUACAGUGUGCUGCAGGCCGCAUUUAGGAAGACUGGGGUGGUUCAGUCCGUCCCUGUCAAGGAGCUGGUGCAGGGUAGUCUGGACACAGCCCUGGACUUCCUCAUUUGGUUCAAGGCCUUCUUUGACGCCAACCACAGUGCCAGGGACUACAAUGCCCUGGAGGCCCGUGGAGGACAGAGCAUGGUGCCCAGGACCCCGACCAGCACCCCUGCUGACAGCCCUACGCCAAGAACCAGAGCUAAAACACAGUUAACACUAAACAUGAAUGAGGCGGCAGAGCAUCCCUGGCAGAGGUCUAAGGACACCCCAGCCCUCAGCAGACCCCCCAUCAAGAGGCAGAUUAAAGUAGAGAGAGGGGAGGAGGCGAAGGUAGAAAACGACGAGGCGGAGAUGGACGAGAGGAUUAACAUGGAGUUGAAAGUAGUCAGAGAAAUAACUGAAGAGAACGGGGACCUGGAUGAGGACGAGAAAAUGGAUGAGAAAAAAGUGGAGCAGACUGAAAGCGGCUUCAAAAUGGAUACUGGGGAGAGGACGGGAGGAGAGAUGGAAACGGAGGGAAAGGGGACCGGGAAAGAGGGGGCAACGGUAGAGGGGGGGAGGAAAGAGCAGAAUUUGGAAAUACAGGUGACCACCAACAUGGAAGAAAAGGAGAGUAAGAGAGGGGAGAAGACUGAAAAAAAAGAGGAUGAGAAGACUGAGGGAAAGGAGGGGAAGAGGACUGAGAAAGAAGAGGAUAAGAGAACUGAGGGGAAGAUGACUGAGAAAGAGGAUGGGAGGACUGAGGAAGAGGAAGCUACGAGAGAGGAGGAUGAGAUGGAGGAGGAUGGGACGACCGAGGGAGAGGAGGAUGAGAGGACUGAGAUGGAGGAGGAUGGGAUGACCGAGGGAGAGGAGGAGGAGACGAAAGAGAAAGAGAAGGAGAAGAGAAAGGACAAGAGGACAGACAAAGUGGAGGCUGAAAGAGAGGAGGAACGCCCUCUGUCUCGCCGUAGCCUCAUUAUGCAACGCUUCUUAAAGCAUUGGUCAGAGAAGAACCAGGAGCUAAGGCAGGGUUUGGGUCAGGACCAGGCCCAGCAGGAGGGCCAGGUUCAGGGUGAGGGACUUGCUGGGGGUUUGUCCAGCUCUACAGUCAGGCAAGUCCGGGGUCUGAGGUACCUCCAGGACAUUGUGUACACCCUCCUCCACACCCCCUACACCCUCUAUUUCUACCGCCAUGUUGACGUGGGGGCAGGGCAAACCGCCUGCCUCCUCCUGAUUGGCUACUACCACCAGAAGUCAGGGGGCCGGGUGUUGCGUCUGCUGGAAGCCCUCCAGCCCAAAGAGGACACGUCCACAGCUCUGCUGACCUGCCUGAGGAGGACUCUGACCAGACUGGGGCUGCCCCUGGCCAACCUGGCCUGGUUCUACUGUGACGUAGCGGGUAGAGAAGAGCAGGCGUCCCUGGAGGCAGGAGUCCGGGGCAUGAGCCCCAGGAUGGUGUCUCUGUGUGGGCUGCCUGGCCUGGCUGGGUCCGUCUGUCAGGCUGGAGUAGCAGCCGUGUCGGAGGAGGUGGUCGAGCUAGUCAGGGACGUCCAUCGCCACCGCUCCGCCUUCACCCCCACCCACGACAGCCUGACGCAGCUGUUCGCUGCCGUACCAGAGUUUGACCCCAACCUCCCCGUGGCCACCCAGUGCCUUUUCUUCACCAGGAUGGUCCAGGCCAUAGCCCAAGGCUGGGUGGAUCUGCUUGGAUACUUCAGCUCCCUGGGAGGAGGAGGGGAUGCCCAGCAGAUUCAUGCCCGUCUGACAGACUCCAGGCUGAGGCUGCUGCUGCUGUUUCUCACCCAUGCCCUGGAGCCCCUGGCUGCCUUUGAGGAAGCCAUGCAGGGAGGCAGCAUGGACCUGGAGGGGAUCCUACAGGUGGCAGGCACGCUCCUCCGCACCUACUGCACCCGUUUUCUGCGCCCCUGCAACACCAACUUCUUCCUGUGGCGCCGCAACCCAGAGGUCUUGCAAAACAAGAAUCACUACCUCAACAGGUCAGAGGUCGACAUCGGCGGGGCCCGUGUCAAGGACUCCCUGUCGGAGAGUGCGGUGCAGCUGGAGGACGUGGAUGCCUUCCGGGGACAGCUGGUGGACACCGCCAUCGCCUUCUACCGCGAGGUGACCCGCGGCCUGUCGGACAGCCUGCCGCUGAGCGAAGCGGCCCUGAAGCGCGUAACCGUCCUGCUGCGGCCCGCCUGGAAGAGGGACGUGAUGUGGACGGCCGUGAAGGAGGUGGCCAGCCAGCUGGGGGUCUGCAAGGAUGGGAUGGGGGGAGACACUGACAGGCUGUUGGGGGAGUACCAGGAGUACUUGAAGAGGCCGCCCGCCACGAGCCCCCCGGGGAAGGUUGAGGAUGCGGAGCAGCACUGGGGCCAGGUCCUGGAGGGGCUGGAGAGAGGCUCUGUGUUCCGCAGGCUCAUGCUGUCCCUGCUGGCUCUGCCAGGGAGCCUGCAGAGAGACACCGUGUUAACUCAGGCAUUUGAGAACAGAUGUCAGGUCCCAGCUGAAUGGCGGAAGGCCGACGGCGAGCAGAAGACCACUCCCUUCUCCCUCCCUGGUCCAAGGAUAGUCAUAGAGAGCGACUCUGACUCCUCUGAUGUUAUAGUCACUGAGGUCACAUGGAAACCUGUCAAACUCAACAGCAGCAACGCCAAACCUCCCAAGAUGAGCAAGUCCAUCGUGGUUGACGAGGAGGAUGACAUCAUCUGGAUGCCCAUUUUGAACAACCAGUCUGAAGAACAGCACACCCCUCCCUCAGUAACCUCCACCCCUGAGCCACCAGCUAGGAAGAGCGGCUUCUACCAGGAUGACGGUGGCUACGACGUGGGCGAGCUGGUGUGGGGCCACAUGGAGGGCUGCUCCAUGUGGCCGGGCGUGGUCCGGGCGUGGGAGAGCAGGCCGGUGCCCAGCGGGGUAAGGAGGGUGGAGUGGUACCUGGACGGCAUGUUCUCAGAGAUCGGCACCCAGGGUCUCCACCGCUUCGCAGCCUUUUCCCAGCACUUCUGUGCCAACUCGUUUGCCACCCUGAUCACCUACAGGGAAGCGAUCUUCAAGUCCUUACAGGUGGCAGCCGAGCGCUGCAUGAAGGUGUUUUGUCCCGACUCUGACAAGAGAGAGGAGGAGCUGAGGGUCAUGCUGGACUGGGCUUUCGGAGGAUUCAAACCCAGCGGCCCCAGUGGCUUCGCCCCUCCCCCCUUCACCCCCGACGAGACGGAAGGCUCGAGCACGAACGCAGGCUCGAAGUUACCUCGGUGCACCUCCACCUCCAACAAGGACAGCUAUGGCAGCUCCCUGUCUCUGCCCACCAAGCUCAGGCAGGUGUCGGUGAGUCUGAAGAAGCUGUCCCUCUGCCUGCUCAAGGGGGGGUCAGUCCGCCUCAGCAAGCACAGACGGCCCCAGAUCCGCCCACGCAAAAGGCCCAAGACCGGGGUGCGCCUGACCCCCCCGGAAGAGGACACUUCCCCUGACUGGCAGCCCCCCCACAAGAGGACCUCGUCCUACUACAAGGCCAAGGAGAGCAGACAUGUCUACGUACAGCCAGACCCGAAACACAGAGAGGCGAUGGUCCGCGAGAUUCUUGAGGCGGGGGCGGCCAUAGAAGAGUUCUGUCUCUGCUGUGGUACAAACGACUACGAGACCCAACACCCCCUCUUCGAAGGAGGCCUCUGCGCAAGAUGCAAAGAUAACUUCACAGAGACGCUGCACAGGUACGAUGAGGACGGCUACCAGUCCUACUGCACCAUCUGCUGCUCCGGCCUGGAGGUCCUCCUGUGUGGCAACGACAGCUGCAGCCGGUCCUACUGCGUCGACUGUGUGAACAUCCUGGUGGGUUCGAAGACCUUCGAGUUCCUAAAGGAGGUGGACCCGUGGAUAUGCUACCUCUGUCAGCCCAGCCAGCGCCACGGGGCCCUCCAGCCACGCCACGACUGGAGCGUACGCGUGCAAACCUUCUUCUUCAAUAACAGCGCCAUGGAGUUUGAGCCGCAUCGAGUUUACCCAUCCUUACCUGCCAGCCAGCGUCGACCAAUCAGAGUGCUGUCGCUGUUCGAUGGGAUAGCAACAGGCUACCUUGUUCUGAAGGAGCUGGGCUUUAAGGUGGAGAUUUACAUGGCCUCUGAGGUGUGUGAGGAGUCCAUCGCUGUGUCGACCGUCAACCACGAGGGGAUAAUCACACAGGUGGAUGACGUCAGGUCAAUCACCAAGGAGCACCUGAAGAAGUGGGGCCCGUUUGACCUCCUGAUAGGAGGCAGCCCCUGUAACGACCUCUCCAUCGUCAACCCCAUCAGGAAGGGCCUGUUCGAGGGCACGGGUCGGCUGUUCUUCGAGUACUACAGGAUCCUGGACCUGCUGAAGCCCAAGGAGAACAACCCUCGGCCCUUCUUCUGGCUCUUCGAGAACGUGGUGUUCAUGAACAACCACGACAGGCUGAACAUCUGCCGCUUCCUGGAGUGUAACCCAGUGGUGGUGGAUGCUGUGAAAGUUAGCCCUGCCCACAGAGCCCGGUGCUUCUGGGGAAACAUCCCUGGGAUGAGCCGACCUAUCAUUGCCUCCAAGAACGACAAGCUCCUUCUUCAGGACUGCCUGGAGAUCGGCCGGACCGCCAAGUUCACCAAAGUGCGCACAAUCACCACCAACCCAGCCUCAAUGAAACAGGGGAAGGACAUGUCCAAACUGCCUGUCCUGGAUGAGAACAAGAAGGAAGACACACUAUGGAUCACUGAGCUGGAACAGAUCUUUGGCUUCCCCAAACACUACACGGACGUGAAGAACAUGAACCGCCAGCAGAGACAGAAGGUUCUGGGGAAGUCCUGGAGCGUGCCCGUCAUCCGGCACCUUUUCGCCCCGCUCAAGGACUACUUCGCCUGCGAGCAGCUGCCCCCCUAACCCACCGCAGGCGCACAGUUGCCAAGCAACGGCAGCUGAGAUGGGGGAUGGGGCCAUGGGGGCUCCUCCAUACGACCCCCCUCCCUCUUGAUUCAUUCUCUCCUCCGACCCCGCCUCCUUUUUGUUAUCCUUCUCUCCCUUCCCCCUCUCUCUCCUUCCCUCACUUCCACCUCAUCUUGGAGAGGGUGUUUUGGGGUGUUUUCAGGGCAUGUUAAGGAUGCAUUAUAUUGGGUGCUUAUUCGUUGUACUGUAUGUCUGUGUCUGUUUAUUAGAAUGUUGAACAGGACUGACCUCUAUGAGAGCACUGUCAAUAUCCUGUCUACUCUGUGUUUUAAUGAGGGCACAUGACCUCUCUGGCAUUGCCAUAAUGUACUGUCGUUUCCCCUCCCUAUAGAUAUGUGGGGAGGAGAGGAGAUCAGAUAGACAGAGAUGGGCAUUAGCUAUGACUGAUGCAGAGAACUAUUGCUCUAUUUUACUCUGCCUGGUGCUACAACAUGCGAUUAACUGUCUUGACUCAUUCAUUACUGUAUACUUGCCUUGUACAAGUUACUUUUGUAAAAUGAUUUGCAAGAUGUUGGUUUGCUAUGGUUAUAUUGUUAAAUGACAGUAAAUAUUAUUCAUGUUUCACUCCUUACUUGGUCCAGUGGAAACAAGCAAUCAUGUGAUGUCCACAUGUUUACUGGGAAUAGGGGGAGAAAAUGAAUUUAAUAGAACAGUAAAGCCAUAUUGUCUUAAAUAGUGUUUUAUUCAAAAUGUUUUGUCACUUGCACAAAUAAUACAAUAGUUUGACUGGACCAUAGAAGGACCAUAUUAUACUUGUCAACUACAAGAUUUUCUGAAAUAAAACCAUUGACAAUACACAACUGGAAUAUCUUCCUGGGAAUGACU